AUGAGAACCCCACCCGCAAGAUCAUGGCACGGCACAGUAUACCACUGGCCGAGAGUCUGCUAUAACCACGACCGGUGCCUCCGCGGCAACACCGAGGCUGAGUGCUUGAAGCAUUGGCAGCAUGCGGAGAAGGUUCAGGAGAGGGUGCGAGCCCAAGACAUACCCUUGGAUCCUGGAGCUGAAAGCAGAGGCGAGCCAACGGCACGGCGAGAAACAAGAGAGGAGGAUAGGUAG
This is a messenger RNA of Gaeumannomyces tritici R3-111a-1, 234 nucleotides long. RefSeq lists its product as hypothetical. The record is from RefSeq and is a predicted model, not a curated record. NCBI's taxonomy places the organism in Eukaryota, Fungi, Ascomycota, Sordariomycetes, Magnaporthales, Magnaporthaceae. The transcript has 2 exons. Bases 1 to 234 code for a protein of 77 amino acids.